CUUUUAACCGUUUUAACCCAAUGCCACCAAGGUUCUAGUAACCAUGUAUAAUGUUUAUGUUUGUAUCUAGGCAUCUGAUAUCAUGGCAAUUAUAUGGUUGUAAGCGUGAGAACUACCAUUACAGGAGUGCUAGCAGAAUUUCGUGAAGGAAAUUGUAAUAUUUUAAUGACAGUUCAUAAGAAGAAAAAAAUCUACAUAUUGCAUAAUUGCCAACUGCUUCUCCUCUCUGCUCUUUAUUUAAUACAAUUAGUUUGAGUGUUACAAUAAUAUUGAGUGAAGUGAAGAUACGUGGAAUGGUAGUUCUAAGUAAUUUUCCACCGCCAACAGACGGUAUCAGGCAUGAACAGCCCUCCACAACUGUCCAUAUUAAUGAUAGAGAGCUCGGUAAAGGUACACUGUUUAUAACAGAAAGCCGUUUGUCGUGGGUCAGCAGUUCUUCAGGACAGGGUUUCUCAUUGGAGUAUCCACACAUUGCCCUACAUGCAGUUUCUCGUGAUCUUCAAGCUUAUCCAUCUGAAUGUCUCUAUAUCUUAGUAGAUACACAAAUAGAUCCAGAUAAUGAUCCUCAUAGUGACUGUGUGGACGAGGAUUCAGAAGUAGGAAUGCAAGAUAUGACAGAAAUGCGAUUUGUCCCGGAUGAUAAAGGCAUGCUUGAUGCCAUGUUCCAUGCUAUGAGUGAAUGUCAGUCAUUGCAUCCAGAUUCUCAAGAUAGUUUUUCUGAGGAUGAGGAAAGCUUUGAGGAUGCUGAUGGAGAAGAAGGAGAAUACCAUCUGAGUGGAGAUGCACCCAUCCCCCUUCACACAGACAGCAGUUAUGAAGGAACUGCAAAUGGUAAUGAUAUUGAAGAUGAACCAAUGGAAAUGGAUGCCGACCAGUUUGAAGAUGCAGAUGAUUAAUGCAUACAGGACAGAACACACUAAUGUGUCUGAAACAAUUAUUCUACUGGAGCAACAUGUUCGUCAAAUUAAUUUAAGAGACUGUAAAUUUAUAAUUCAGGAACUAAAUUGUCAUUUUUACGUUACACUAAUGAGAAUUGGCGGUGUAUUGUCUCUCGAAACUUGAGAAAUAAACAUUUAUACAUAUUGAA
Cryptotermes secundus is the source of this 1087-nucleotide messenger RNA. It is a transcript of the gene icln, whose product is annotated as methylosome subunit pICln. Bases 294 to 896 code for a protein of 200 amino acids. Gene Ontology annotation, biological process: chloride transport; mRNA cis splicing, via spliceosome; spliceosomal snRNP assembly. Gene Ontology annotation, cellular component: methylosome; spliceosomal complex; pICln-Sm protein complex. The record is from RefSeq and is a predicted model, not a curated record. The transcript has 5 exons. NCBI's taxonomy places the organism in Eukaryota, Metazoa, Arthropoda, Insecta, Blattodea, Kalotermitidae.